Coccinella septempunctata (seven-spotted ladybird) is the source of this 728-nucleotide messenger RNA. RefSeq names its product 40S ribosomal protein S11 (gene RpS11). The coding region runs from base 101 to 697 and encodes 198 amino acids. NCBI's taxonomy places the organism in Eukaryota, Metazoa, Arthropoda, Insecta, Coleoptera, Coccinellidae. Gene Ontology annotation, biological process: translation. Gene Ontology annotation, molecular function: structural constituent of ribosome. The record is from RefSeq and is a predicted model, not a curated record. Gene Ontology annotation, cellular component: cytosolic small ribosomal subunit; ribosome. The transcript has 5 exons.
AACAAUUGUCAAUAUAAGUUGGCAGUACUGAAAUUUGACAUUCUAGUCUAGUGUUCUUUGAUGUCGCGGUUCUUUGAUACGAAGGAGUAAGUUUGUCAAGAUGGCUGAUCAGAAUGAAAGAGCAUUUCAGAAACAACCCACAGUUGCGAAUGUUCUUGCUUCUAUCAAAAGUAAAAAGGGCAUCAAAAAAUCGAGGAAGUCCUUAAGAUACCACCGUGAAGUGGGAUUGGGAUUCAAAACUCCUCGUGAGGGUGAGAAAGCUUUUCAAAAACAGGCGACAGUAUUUUUGAACAAGAAAGGGGGAGUAAAAAAAAAGAACCUUCGUUACCACAAGAAUGUAGGAUUAGGGUUCAAAACCCCUAGAGAGGCAAUAGAAGGAAAUUAUAUAGAUAAGAAGUGCCCUUUCACUGGCAAUGUGUCCAUUCGUGGUCGUAUCUUGACAGGUGUUGUACUGAAGCUUAAAAUGCAGAGGACUAUUGUGAUCCGUAGGGAUUACCUACAUUAUGUAAGGAAAUACAACCGUUUCGAGAAGAGACACAAAAAUAUGUCUGUGCAUUUGUCUCCCUGCUUCAGGGAUGUCGAAAUUGGAGAUGUUGUGACCAUAGGUGAAUGCAGACCUCUUUCAAAGACCGUGAGGUUCAACGUUUUGAAGGUUACAAAAGGCAGUAGCUCUAAGAAGAGUUUCAAGAAAUUUUAGAAACUUGUUUAAAUAAAAUGACAAAAAACUA